AUGCCGUUCGGGCUGGAGCGUGCUGUCUCGCCCCAAAAGGCAUUAGAGCACUCCAUGGGCGCCGUGCUCGUAGGCAGCUUAAUUGCUCUCUUCCUCUCGGGCGCGGUGUCUAUGCAGGUGUUCUUGUAUUGCCAGUUAUACCCUCGGGACAGGUGGAGGAUCAAGCUCAUGGUCUUCUGCGUCUGGCUUCUCGACUCCAUUCACUCGGCAAUGGCAAUCACGGCAAACUGGCAAUAUCUCAUUGUACAUUUUGGAGACUGGGACAACAUGGACGAAAUUACCUGGUCCGUAGCGGCCUCAGUCGCCCUCACGGCCCUCAACACGUUCGUUGUGCAUUGCUUCUUUACUCACAGAAUACAUACGCUGAGCCGCAAUAACUGGUACAUCACGACAACACUCGUUGCCCUCGCGCUAGUCCGUCUUGUAUCAGCCUUGAUAUCCACCUCUGAAAUGAUCCGCCUACAUAGCUACGCGCUAUUUGUGGCCAAGUUCGAUUAUGUCUUUACGAUUGGCUUGACCACCGCGGCGUCACUGGACGUCCUCGUCGCAACCGGCCUGUGCUACUUCCUUCGGCGCGGACGCAGCGGACUUACGAGUAUGGAUAAGAUCGUUGAUACGAUCACCCUAUAUACCAUUGAGAACGGGAUGCUCACCUGCAUCACCACCAUCAUAUCCCUCAUCUGCUGGGUUACGAUGCCCACCAAUCUCAUCUUUCUAGGCCUACACUUUGCCAUCAGCAAAUUAUACGCCAACUCCCUGCUAGCGACGCUGAACGCGCGCAAGUCCCUCUUGAACAAAUCCCAAGGUUCGAGCAACGAGCGCGACCAUCCACUUCCCGUCCUCUUCCCUGACAGCUUUGGUCGCCAUACCGAGCUGCAGUGGUCGCAUCAUCGAAGCCUAGGGGAGACCCCAACCAGACUCGAGGUGAACAUCCAGAAGUCGACGCGGGUCGAACCCGUGUCGCCGUACGGGGAGCCGAGCAGUCCGCUUCCGUUGCAUAGUGAGGGCGACUGCGAGCGCGGGGAGUCUGUGAAGAGCCCUGGGGUGACUUUUCUUGUGGACGAUGAACCUCGGAGAUGUUCUGGUUGA
Messenger RNA from Trametes versicolor FP-101664 SS1, 1089 nucleotides. RefSeq lists its product as uncharacterized. The transcript has 21 exons. NCBI's taxonomy places the organism in Eukaryota, Fungi, Basidiomycota, Agaricomycetes, Polyporales, Polyporaceae. The record is from RefSeq and is a predicted model, not a curated record. Bases 1 to 1089 code for a protein of 362 amino acids.